AUGCCAGUCAUCGGCUCCGAACUGCACUCCGCCGCACAGAAGCAGGGCGCAGAGGCACCGCGGCAUGGGGAGCUGCAGUACCUGGAGCAGGUGGAGCACAUUAUGCGCAGCGGUUUCAAGAAGGAGGACCGUACAGGCACUGGCACCUUGUCGGUGUUUGGCAUGCAGGCGCGAUACAGCCUGAGAGAUGAAUUUCCUCUGCUCACAACCAAACGAGUGUUCUGGAAGGGAGUUUUGGAGGAGUUGCUGUGGUUUAUUAAGGGCUCCACAAAUGCUAAAGAACUGUCCUCCAAGGGAGUGAGAAUAUGGGAUGCCAAUGGGUCUCGAGAUUUUUUGGACAGCCUGGGAUUCUCUGCACGACAGGAAGGAGACCUGGGCCCAGUUUAUGGUUUCCAGUGGAGACAUUUUGGAGCAGACUACAAAGAUAUGGAUUCAGAUUACUCGGGUCAAGGAGUAGACCAGCUGCAAAAAGUGAUUGACACCAUCAAAACCAACCCUGAUGACAGAAGAAUCAUCAUGUGUGCCUGGAACCCAAAAGAUCUUCCCCUGAUGGCACUGCCUCCUUGCCAUGCACUCUGUCAAUUCUAUGUGGUAAAUGGGGAACUGUCUUGCCAACUUUACCAGAGGUCAGGAGAUAUGGGUUUGGGUGUGCCCUUCAACAUUGCCAGCUAUGCCCUCCUUACCUACAUGAUUGCACACAUCACGGGCCUGAAGCCAGGUGAUUUUGUCCAUACUUUGGGAGAUGCACAUAUUUAUCUGAAUCAUAUUGAGCCACUGAAAAUUCAGCUUCAGCGACAACCAAGACCUUUCCCAAAGCUCAAAAUCCUUCGAAAAGUUGAGACAAUUGAUGAUUUCAAAGUUGAAGACUUUCAGAUUGAAGGUUAUAAUCCACAUCCAACUAUUAAAAUGGAAAUGGCUGUUUAGAGCUCUUUCAAAGAUGUUGUGAAUACCAUCAGACUUCAGGUUUCAAGCCUGAUGCCCAGGGUAAAAAGUUUUUCUCUAAAGGAAAAUAAAGUAAAACAAAA
Messenger RNA from Phodopus roborovskii (desert hamster), 1025 nucleotides. It is a transcript of the gene Tyms, whose product is annotated as thymidylate synthetase. The transcript is spliced from 7 exons. Gene Ontology annotation, molecular function: thymidylate synthase activity. The record is from RefSeq and is a predicted model, not a curated record. Gene Ontology annotation, cellular component: cytosol; mitochondrion. Bases 1 to 924 code for a protein of 307 amino acids. Gene Ontology annotation, biological process: dTMP biosynthetic process. Lineage: Eukaryota; Metazoa; Chordata; Mammalia; Rodentia; Cricetidae.